Molecule: messenger RNA, 1445 nt
Organism: Anopheles aquasalis
Lineage: Eukaryota; Metazoa; Arthropoda; Insecta; Diptera; Culicidae
Product: venom serine protease-like
Biological process (GO): proteolysis
Molecular function (GO): serine-type endopeptidase activity
Source: RefSeq, a predicted model, not a curated record
UGCAUUCACAUUUAAUUUAAAGAUCUGACUCGGAAGUAACGAACGAAUUCAGGAAUAGGAUAGUAACAAUCACAGUGAAUACAGAGAAGUGGAAACGGCACUCAUUGCAAGCUUCUUUAAUAAGCCGCUGUCACGAAUGAUGGGAAUUUUAUUAUAACAAUCGUAGUAAAUUUCAGGCCCCCUUCCACCAACUAUAUAAAAAUUGGUGGAAAAAUCUCAUCACAGAGUAAAGAUGGAAAUGAAGCUAAUUUUUGGGUUCGUGCUUUUACUCAUCUCAACCAUACCCGAGGGUUCGAAGGCGCAAUACAGUGGCUGUGAUUAUAGUAUUGACGUAGCCAGUGGACUGUCCUUUACGAUAUACUCUCCCAACUACCCUGGAUACUAUGGAGCCAACACUCAGUGCCGGUGGACACUAAGCACUACGCAAGGAUCGCGCAUUGCUCUUUCCUGCAGUGAAAUAGCAAUUCCUUCGAGCUCAUCAUGUGCCACCGAUCGCCUAAUUGUGUCGACGAAUGGUCAACCGAAUCUUUCCGAUGGCCAAGCGUACUGUGGAACUGGAGUGCUGAACACCGAAUCCACCUAUAACAGCCUGGUAGUUGCACUGCAAGUUGCCGGAACGACCUACGGUGGACGCUUCUACUGCACGGCCAACAAAAUAGAAUGUCAAUGUGGAAUGCGACGCAAGAAAAAAAUUGUAAAUGGAGUCGAAACGCUGGUGAACGAAUUCCCAAUGAUGGCCGCGCUGGUCGAUGCUUCCGGAGGAGAGGGGAUAUUCUGUGGUGCAACAGUCAUAACCAACUAUCAUGCGGUGACGGCAGCUCACUGUUACAUGGGACGAUCGUUACCGAACCUCGGUCUUCUAGUGGGUGACCACAACAUAACUUCCGGCUCCGAUACGCCCUAUUCCGCGCUGAUACUCUUGUCUUCGAUAAAGCUCCACGAAGGUUACAAUCCUACGGCGGGCACAAACGACAUAGCGAUCGUAAGAACACGUUCGGAGAUCUUUUUCAACACUGGCGUAGGGCCCGCCUGUUUACCGUUCAAGUACUAUGGUGCAUCAUUCAUCGGCAUCGAGCUGGAAGCCGUCGGUUGGGGGGCUCUCGACUAUGGUGCCCCAAAGUCGAACGUCCUCAUGAAGGUCGGCCUAACGGUCGUUGAUGGAGCUCAGUGCUCGGCGAUCUAUCCCAACUUUUCCGUCACGCAGCAGCUGUGCACACUAACCGCGGACAAGGAUACCUGCCAGAGCGAUUCAGGCGGUCCGUUGUUCUACACCGAUGCGUACAAUGGGCGCGUUUAUCUGGUCGGCGCUAUCGGUUACGGGAUCGCUUGUGCCUCGAAUCAACCGAGCGUCAACACGAACGUUCUCAACUACAUGCAGUGGAUUACGACGAAUACGCCCGAAUGGAACUACUGUUACCAAUAAAUGGACAAUUUAUUUCACGCAA